AUGAAUGAAGGCUGGAUGGUGCAUUACACCAGUAAAGAUACCUUGAGAAAGAGGCAUUAUUGGAGACUGGACAGCAAGUGUAUAACCCUAUUUCAGAAUGAUACUGGAAGCAAAUACUACAAGGAAAUCCCCCUUUCUGAGAUACUCUGCCUGGAGCCUGCUAAAAAUCUUUCUUUGCUUCCCCCUGGUGCAAAUCCUCAUUGCUUUGAAAUUACGACUGCUAAUAUUGUAUAUUAUGUGGGGGAAAGCCUUCCUGCACAGACAGCACCUGAGACAGGAAAUAAUAGUGUGGUGAACAGCGGUGUGGGAAUGGAAGUGGCUAGAAUGUGGGAAAUCGCCAUACAGCAUGCACUGAUGCCAGUCAAUCCUAAGGGAGCAAAUGGAGGAAGUAGCCAACACCGUCGGAAGCAUGGUGACGUCAGUACCAGCGUGGACGGAAGCCGUCAUCUUGCUACGCCCUUGCAAGAUAUUAGCUCUGUAUAUCAGAUUUUUCCAGAUGAGGUUCUUGGAUCAGGACAGUUUGGUAUUGUAUAUGGAGGAAAGCAUCGGAAGACAGGUCGAGAUGUGGCUAUAAAAAUAAUAGAUAAACUGCGUUUUCCUACUAAGCAGGAAAGCCAGCUAAGGAAUGAAGUUGCCAUUUUACAGAACCUGCAUCACCGUGGGGUUGUAAACCUGGAGUGUAUGUUUGAGACUCCAGAAAGAGUUUUUGUAGUAAUGGAAAAGUUGCAUGGUGAUAUGCUUGAGAUGAUCCUAUCUAGUGAAAAGGGAAGGUUACCUGAGCGUAUCACCAAAUUCCUGGUUACACAGAUCUUGGUAGCACUGCGACACCUUCACUUCAAAAAUAUUGUCCACUGUGACCUGAAACCGGAAAAUGUGCUGCUUGCUUCAGCAGAUCCCUUUCCUCAGGUUAAGCUGUGUGAUUUUGGCUUUGCACGUAUCAUUGGAGAGAAGUCCUUCCGACGCUCAGUGGUUGGGACUCCAGCUUAUUUGGCCCCAGAAGUUCUGAGAAACCGAGGCUACAACAGAUCUCUGGAUAUGUGGUCUGUGGGGGUAAUCAUUUAUGUCAGCUUGAGUGGAACGUUCCCCUUUAAUGAGGAUGAAGAUAUUCAUGACCAGAUUCAGAAUGCAGCCUUCAUGUACCCCCCAAAUCCCUGGAGAGAGACCUCUUCUGAUGCCAUUGACCUCAUUAAUAACCUGCUGCAAGUAAAGAUGAGGAAACGCUACAGUGUGGACAAAACCCUCAACCAUACCUGGUUACAGGAUUACCAGACAUGGCUGGAUCUGCGUGAACUGGAGUGCAAGAUAGGGGAGCGCUACAUCACCCAUGAAAGUGAUGACCCCCGCUGGGAGGCAUAUGCUGCAGAGCACUGUAUCCAGUACCCUCCCCACCUCCUUCCUCAACCAUCCAUUGAACCUGAGGAUGCAGAGAUGAGAGCUUUGGGGGAGAGAGUCAGCAUUCUCUGA
Molecule: messenger RNA, 1464 nt
Organism: Staurois parvus
Lineage: Eukaryota; Metazoa; Chordata; Amphibia; Anura; Ranidae
Source: the annotation of a GenBank genome assembly